CACGGCCUGGCAGGAGGAAGGAGAGGAGGAGGAGGAUGGUGUGACACAGCCAGGGGUGGGACAAUGCUCUGCUGUCACCUGAGGGGGUGACAGCCGCGUUGGGGACAGGCCCCCAGCGUGGCGCCCUGCACGUGGCAGCGCCGUGGCCGCGCUGCUGGCACCGGGAAUUGGCACCGUGGUGACAUCGCCGCUGCUGUGACACGGCGGGGCCAGCGGCUCCCUGCCCGCGGCCAGCGGCCCCCGGAGCCUGCGCUCCAGUUGCUGUGGUAUCCAGGGAGCCCCCCUCCUCCUCCUCCUCCUCCUCCUCCUCCUCCUCCCGCUGCAGGAGCUGCACGCCGGGCGUUGCUAAGGUCGCCUCCGCGGUAACAUGCACAUCCUGUUUACACCUUCAUCCCGACAACUUGGGCUCGGAUAGAGCCGCCCGUUCCCCCCGGGAAGCCCCCAGGGAAAGGGGCCGCACGGAGCAUCCCCCGCCGGAGCCGCCGGAGCCGCGAGCGAGGCCGCCCCAGGAGCGCCGCGCCGGUGGCACCGUCACUGUGACAAGAUGACGAACAACGUGGCCGACCACCACCCCGGGAACUCGGUGGCCGAGGGCAACCAUGAGGGGGACUUUGGGUGCUCCAUGGUGGAGCUCAGGAACCUCAUGGAGCUGAGGAGCGCCGAGGCCGUGGCCCGGCUCAACGACUCCUAUGGUGGCGUCCAGAACGUCUGCAAGAGGUUGAAGACGUCGCCGGUCGAAGGCCUGUCCGGGAACCCCACGGACCUGGAGAAGAGGCGUCAGGUCUUCGGCCAGAACUUCAUCCCCCCAAAAAAGGCCAAGACGUUCCUGCAGCUGGUGUGGGAGGCGCUGCAGGACGUGACGCUGAUCAUCCUGGAGAUCGCAGCCAUCAUCUCCCUGGGGCUCUCCUUCUACCACCCCCCGGGAGGGGACAACGAGCUGUGCGGGCAGUCCGCGGGCGGCGUGGAGGACGAGGGCGAGGCUCAGGCGGGCUGGAUCGAGGGCGCUGCCAUCCUCUUCUCCGUCAUCAUCGUGGUGCUGGUGACGGCCUUCAACGACUGGAGCAAGGAGAAGCAGUUCCGGGGCCUCCAGAGCCGCAUCGAGCAGGAGCAGAAGUUCACGGUGAUCCGCAAGGGCCAGGUGAUCCAGAUCCCCGUGGCCGAGAUCGUGGUGGGGGACAUCGCCCAGAUCAAGUACGGUGAUCUCCUGCCAGCGGACGGGAUCCUGAUCCAGGGCAAUGACCUGAAGAUAGACGAGAGCUCGCUGACCGGGGAGUCAGACCAGGUCAAGAAAUCAAUGGAUAAAGACCCCAUGCUGCUGUCAGGUACCCACGUGAUGGAGGGCUCGGGCAGGAUGGUGGUGACUGCCGUGGGCAUCAACUCCCAGACAGGGAUCAUCUUCACCCUCUUGGGAGCAGGAGAAGGCGACGAGGAGAAGAAAGUGAAGAAAGGUAAAAAAAGCGGAGCCCCCGAAAACCGCAACAAAGCUAAAACUCAGGAUGGUGUGGCCUUAGAGAUCCAGCCCCUGAAGAGCCAGGAGGGGGUGGAAAACGAGGAGAAGGAGAAGAAGAAGGUGAAGGUGCCCAAGAAGGAGAAGUCGGUGCUGCAGGGGAAGCUCACGCGCCUGGCGGUGCAGAUUGGGAAGGCAGGGCUGAUCAUGUCGGCCAUCACCGUCAUCAUCUUGGUGCUCUACUUCGUCAUCGACACCUUCGGGGUGCAGAAGCGGCCCUGGCUGGCUGAGUGCACCCCCAUCUACAUCCAGUACUUCGUCAAGUUCUUCAUCAUCGGCGUCACCGUGCUGGUGGUGGCCGUGCCUGAGGGGCUCCCGCUGGCCGUCACCAUCUCGCUGGCAUACUCCGUCAAGAAAAUGAUGAAGGACAACAACCUGGUGAGGCACCUGGACGCCUGCGAGACCAUGGGCAACGCCACGGCCAUCUGCUCGGACAAGACGGGCACGCUGACCAUGAACCGCAUGACCGUGGUGCAGGCCUACGUGGGGGACACGCACUACCGCCAGAUCCCCGACCCCGAGGCCAUCCUGCCCAAAAUCCUGGACCUCAUCGUGCACGGCGUGGCCAUCAACUCCGCCUACACCUCCAAAAUCCUGCCGCCGGAGAAGGAAGGGGGGCUGCCCAGGCAGGUGGGCAACAAGACCGAGUGCGCCCUGCUGGGCUUCGUGCUGGACCUGAAGCAGGACUACCAGGCCGUGCGCAACGAGGUGCCCGAGGAGAAGCUCUACAAGGUCUACACCUUCAACUCCGUGCGCAAGUCCAUGAGCACCGUGCUGAGGAACAGCGGCGGCGGCUUCCGCAUGUACAGCAAGGGCGCCUCCGAGAUCAUCCUGCGCAAGUGCACCAAGAUCCUGGACAAGAACGGCGAGCCGCGGGUGUUCAAGGUGAAGGACAGGGACGAGAUGGUGAAGAAGGUGAUCGAGCCCAUGGCCUGCCACGGGCUCAGGACCAUCUGCUUGGCCUUCCGGGAUUUCCCUGCGGACGCCGAGCCCGACUGGGACAGCGAGAACGAGAUCCUGUCCGACCUGACCUGCAUCGCUGUGGUGGGGAUCGAGGAUCCUGUGAGGCCUGAGGUGCCCGAUGCCAUCCUGAAGUGCCAGCGCGCCGGCAUCACCGUCCGCAUGGUGACAGGGGACAACAUCAACACCGCCCGGGCCAUCGCCACCAAGUGCGGCAUCCUGCUGCCCGGGGAGGACUUCCUGUGCCUGGAGGGGAAGGAAUUCAACCGGCUCAUCCGCAACGAGAAGGGAGAGGUGGAGCAGGAGCAGCUGGACAAGAUCUGGCCCAAGCUGCGGGUGCUGGCGCGCUCCUCCCCUACGGACAAGCACACCCUGGUGAAAGGAAUCAUCGACAGCACCGUGGGUGACCAGAGGCAGGUGGUGGCCGUGACAGGAGAUGGGACCAACGAUGGCCCAGCCCUGAAGAAAGCAGACGUUGGGUUUGCCAUGGGCAUCGCGGGCACGGACGUGGCCAAGGAGGCCUCGGACAUCAUCCUGACCGACGACAACUUCACCAGCAUCGUCAAGGCCGUCAUGUGGGGCCGCAACGUCUACGACAGCAUCUCCAAGUUCCUGCAGUUCCAGCUGACCGUCAACGUGGUGGCUGUCAUCGUGGCCUUCACCGGCGCCUGCAUCACCCAGGACUCUCCCCUGAAGGCGGUGCAGAUGCUGUGGGUGAACCUGAUCAUGGACACCUUCGCCUCGCUGGCGCUGGCCACGGAGCCGCCGUCGGAGUCGCUGCUGCUGCGCAAACCCUACGGCCGCAACAAGCCGCUCAUCUCCCGCACCAUGAUGAAGAACAUCCUGGGCCACGCUGUCUACCAGCUCACCAUCAUCUUCACACUGCUCUUCGCCGGGGAGAAGUUUUUCGACAUCGACAGCGGCCGGAACGCUCCCCUGCACUCUCCCCCCACCGAGCACUACACCAUCGUCUUCAACACCUUCGUGAUGAUGCAGCUCUUCAACGAGAUCAACGCCCGCAAGAUCCACGGCGAGAGGAACGUCUUCGAGGGCAUCUACCGCAACCCCAUCUUCUGCGCCGUGGUGCUGGGCACCUUCACCGCCCAGAUCAUCAUCGUGGAGUUUGGUGGGAAGCCCUUCAGCUGCUCCGGGCUCACCCUGAGCCAGUGGUUCUGGUGCAUUUUCAUUGGAGUGGGAGAGCUCCUGUGGGGCCAGCUGAUCUCCACCGUCCCGACGAGCCACCUGAAGUUCCUGAAGGAGGCCGGGCACGGCAUCACCAAGGAGGAGAUCCCCGAGGAGGAGCUGCCCGAGGACGUGGACGAGAUCGACCACGCGGAGAUGGAGCUGCGGCGGGGGCAGAUCCUGUGGUUCCGGGGGCUCAACAGGAUCCAGACCCAGAUGGACGUAGUUUACACAUUCCAGACCGGCGCCUCCUCUUUGCAGGGAGCCCUCAGGAGACAGCCUUCCAUCGUGAGCCAGCACCACGAUAUCAAAGUGGUGAAUGCGUUCCGUAGCUCCCUGUACGAAGGCCUCGAGAAACCCGAAUCCAGAAGCUCCAUCCAUAACUUCAUGACUCACCCAGAGUUCAUCCUGGAGGAAGACGAGCCUCGGACACCAUUCCUUGACGGCACCGAAGACGAGCCCGAGCCUGACGGACUCCAAAAGCGAGGUGGGGGCAGCCCGGUGGGGUCGACGGCCCUGAACAGAAACAACAACGCUGUGGACAGCGAGUUCAGCUUCCCAGAGCCCGGGAGCCCCUUCCACAGCCUGGAGACAUCCGUUUGACCUUAGAACUUGGAAUUCCUCCUCCUCCUCCUCCUCCUCCUCCUCCUCCUCCUCGUCCACCUCGGCCCUGUGUGAUCCCGGCAGCAGUAACUGGUCACACGCUGCGGUCACUCCGUGUCAAACUGCUCAUGCCUGUAUCAUCAUCUGGGUUGGUUUAUUUUUUUGGGGGGGUGGGGGGAAAUUAUCUGUUUUUUUCUCUUUUUUGUUUUAUUUUUUUUUUUUUUUUUUUUUUUUUUACCAGUCUUUAGCAGUGGGAACCAGAGUACCACCACGCUGGGUGUUGGGAGAGAGGCUAAGCCAAACAAAAAAAACCAAAAAAAAACCACAGAAUUGUGCAUCUCCAUCCCUGAUUUUUUGUGGUACUCACCCAGGGGAAGCUGCCAGCUUCUUUCCUCUCCAAGAGUUGGGCUCCAGGCACCUGGAGCCAGGGGGUUUUCACUUUGGAAAAAUGCAUGUUCCAAGGAAAUUCAAAUUGUUGUAGUCUUACACGCCCUCAGCCCGAAGGCUGGGGGUACACUCGUGACUUGAUUUUAUUUUUUAUUAUUUUGGUGGGGUUUGUUGGUUGUUUGUUUUUUUUCUCCACUCGUGGUUUUUAGAGGUUUUCUCUUCUAAUGUUGGGGUUUGCUCUUUGCUUGUGGGGUUUGCCCCCUUACCCAGUGGGAAGUGGGAUGGGGCAGUCACCGCUCCAGUGCGAAAAUUAAGGAAUAAACUAAAAAAUCCCAGCCAGAGGAAGGUGUUUACUCCAAGGUUGAGAGAUCCAGGGAUGCCCACCGGUCUUCCACCUUUGAAGAAUGCUACCUGGGUUUUUUUCCAGCUUCCCCUCUGUGUGUGCCCACACGUUUUUCUCUCUCUGUUUCCAAACUGGGAGAUGAGAAAUGAAGUUGGCUUGGCUCUAACCUUGCUGGAGGGGAGAGAUCCAGAUUUUCCUGCAAACGUGGAGGUGAAAUUGCCAGGGAAAAGGUGGAGAGACCCCCCAGUUGUGAGGGAUGCAGUUCCUUCCUGAGGAAUCUUAUGAGAGCUAAAAUUCUCUCUGCUGCUCCUGGUCAGGGGGGAAGCUCUUGGUGAGAGGGUUUUUGCAGCUCUCCCAGCUCCUGCCCUCCAGAGCAGAGGGAUUUUUGCCCUUUUUUCUGUGCUGUCGGGGUCCAGCACCCCUCAGCCUCGCAGUGCUGGCUCCAGGGAAGCGCUGAGGGAUCCAGGAGAUGCCCAAAAGCUGUGGGAGGCUGAGUGGAGAACACUGAGGGCACAGCAGGUCCUGAAUCCUGGGAGAGAUCAAUCCAGCUGAUGAUCCAGAGGAAGGCAGUGAGGCCCAAGGAUAAUCCCUGAUUUUCCUGGAGGUUUGGCUUGGAUGGCUGCAGCUCUUCCAGAGAAGGCACUGCUGGAGGCUCGGCCUCAUUUCGCUGCUUUAUUUGGAGGCCAUCUCCUCCCCUCCAGCCUCGCCUCCACCCCUGGGAACAAUCCUGGGAGAAUCCCUUUCCUUGGAGCUGGAUUGUCCCUCUGGUGAUCCCUGGAGCAGGAGGCGGGGUGGGGGCUUCUUGUUGUGACCCCAGCCCGGAGGAAGCUCUGCCCCCUCCCUGCCCUCCUCCAUCCCCUCUGGCUCGCUUGGGGAUGCGCUGGAAGCGCCUGUGCGAGGUCAUUCCCAUCCCUGGGAGCGCAGAGGAUGUUUGUUUUCUUUGGGAAAGGCUGGCUCUGGCUGGGUUCUCCUCCCCUUUCCCGUCAGGAACGCACAGCGGAAUCUCCCGUGCCUUGUCCGAGCACUGCCUGCAGCACCUCCUGCCACGCCAGGGCCCAGAUCUUUGCCGAGAUUUAAGUGUUCCUUAAACCACACCGCAAACCAAGUGUCUUGGCUUCGCCCCCCGGCACCGCCUCGCCCUCCCCGGGGCGAAGGAAAGGUCCUUAAAUCCCAAAAAUCCCAAAUAUCCCCAGUGUCCCACCCUGGUGCUGGCGAGCUGGGCUUUGUUCACUGCCAACAGCGAGAAGGAAUUGCCACCACUGCCCGUCCCCAGUGCAAAUUCAGUGUCCACCCCAUGCCCAGCUCCUCCUUCCCUCCCUCCCCCCAAAAAAAUAACCCAGGGGAGCGAGGGGAUCUUGGGUUAAACACCGGGAAAUACAAAACAAAACAAAAAAAACCCAAAUAAGGGGUGGUUGUGGGGUUUUGGUUCUGUGCUAAAGGUGACGUUGCUUAAAAAAACAAAAAACAAAAAAAAAAAAAUUUCAUUUUUUUUCUAUUUUAAAUACAUGCAAAAAAACCAAAAAAAAAAAAAUAUAUAUGGUGUUCUUACAAGCUUACAUAAAUAUUUAUUAAAUACUUUUUUGGGGGGGAUGCACCGAUUUUUUUUUUUUUUCUUUUGAUAUUUUUUUAAUACCUCAGACCUGUUGAAAAAAAGAAAUAAAUAAAAAAAAAAAAUAAAGACUCAAACCAACAACAACUUCAAGCCAACUUUGGAGGCUCUCAAAGUCACUCCCAGAAAUCUGUGACUGGCAGGGUUUGCCACAAAGGGUCUGGUCGUUCCUUUAGUUUGCUCUAUUUUUGUCGUUCUAGUUUCCAUUUUAGGAGUGGGGGGAGGGAGAAAUAAUGCUAUAUAAAUAUUAUGCAAAAAAAAAAAAAAAAAAAGAAGAAAAAAAAAAGAAAAAGAAAAAAAUUCUAGUUUUCUUUAGCUCAGAAACUGAUAUUUUUACGUCAGCCAUAUGUAUUUUGUUUAAAGAAAAAAAAGAAAAUAAAGAAAUCUCCAGUCCCGCCACUGUGUGAGGGCAGUUGCAAGGGACACUUUAAUUAAUUCCGUGGAUUAAUUAAUUCAGCCAUCGGAUGCCAGUCAGCUUCCUUUUCUCUGAGCAGCCAUCUUUCUACUAGAUGUGAGUUGGAUGACACAAAUGGGGUUUUUUUAUAUAAAUAUCUAUAAAUUUUGUUGGUGUAUGGCUGGUUGCUUCAAGUAUAAAUGUUUCUUGUGCACAUUUCCUGUAAAGUUACUCUUUUUUUUUUUGUUGUUUUUUGGGUUAAGUUUCAGUGAUAUCCUGGCAGCAGCUGACUCUUGGCUUAAGUUAUUGAGGACAUUACACAAAAAAAAAAAGGAAAAAAAAAAGAGAUUUGGGGGAGAUUGGUGCUCCAAAAAAACAAAAAGGCAUGGUCAGCAGCGGCACGGACUUUUGGGGACUCUCUGCAACAUGCCUUGACUAGGGGGAGAUAUAAAUAUAUAUAUAAAUAUAUAUUAUUAUGAAUAUUUCUGGGUUUUUUUUUUUUCCUGCUUUGUUUGAACUGCCACGAGUGCGUGCACGGAGCAGGGGAGGGACAAAGCGCCAUGCCCGCCAGGAAGCAAAGCCACCCCCCUCCCCUCCUCGUUGUGAUCCAUGUUCAACUUACCUUGGAAUGCUUUGUUAUUAAAACACUCUGAACAUCCUUCUGCAUCCGGUUCUUCAUCCCAGCAGGGCCCCUCAGUGGAUUUUCCGUGGAUUUUCCGUGGAAUUGGCGGAUUGGUACCAAAGACAUCCCUGGUUUGCUGGCCAGGCAGCUCUUGAGGCGUUUUCUCCUGCUGAGGUUUCUAUGAUUUGCACAGGGUGUGGGGAGGGAGGUUAAUUUCAGGUUUUAUUUCCUUUUUUCCCCCCUGAAAAGUUUUUUCCGUGCAAUAAAGCUUCCGAGUGAAAUUUCCCCACCGAUCUCAAGAAGGAAACAAACUAAACCACAUUUUAGCAUGGGCGGCCUUCGUGGCUUUUCCCACCCGCCGGGCCUGGAGGGCUCAGCCCCUCUCUGAGGGUGACCUGAGGGGAAGGCUGGUUAAAAAAAAACCCCAUCCCAAAUUCAGGGGGGCAUCCCCAAGGUGCCAGCUCAGCUCCUGUCACCCUCUGGGACCGCAGACCCCAAAUCCCUGCAGGGUUUUUGUCCCUCUGAGGGGACACCUGGACCUGCAUCGCUUCUGCUCUGUCCCAAAUCCCUCAUGGAGCCCCCAAAACGCCCCCCUGCACCCCCAGAUCUCCCCAUGGGGCACAGGGAUGUGGAGGAAGCUUUUUCCUGCUCCUUUUCCACCCAAACUGGGGGAUUUUGGCACCUCUUCCUCUCCAGCAUUCCCCCUUCAUCCCCAACUCUGCGCUGUCCCGCUCCCCAAAUCCCUCAAUUUUCAUCCAGCAAAGCCCAUGGCUAAAACUGCCUUUAGUUUCUUUCCUCCCCUUCAAUAAAUAUAUAUAUAUAUACAGUCUGAACUCAACAUUUAUGUGUGUGUAUAUAUAUUUAUCCAAUGCUCUCACAAAACAAAAAAACUUUCUUUUGAAGAGGGCACGUGGAGCUGAGUUUUUCUUUUUUUUUUUUUUUUCCAGUAACUCAGUAUAAUAAGCACUGGUAUUUUUAUAUAAAAAAUGGGAGGAAAAAGAAAAAAAAAAACAAACCAAAAUACAAAACAAAA
Poecile atricapillus (Black-capped chickadee) is the source of this 8640-nucleotide messenger RNA. It is a transcript of the gene ATP2B4, whose product is annotated as ATPase plasma membrane Ca2+ transporting 4. Gene Ontology annotation, biological process: regulation of cytosolic calcium ion concentration; calcium ion transmembrane transport. Gene Ontology annotation, molecular function: P-type calcium transporter activity; PDZ domain binding; ATP hydrolysis activity. Lineage: Eukaryota; Metazoa; Chordata; Aves; Passeriformes; Paridae. The record is from RefSeq and is a predicted model, not a curated record. Bases 545 to 4252 code for a protein of 1235 amino acids. The transcript is spliced from 22 exons. Gene Ontology annotation, cellular component: intracellular membrane-bounded organelle; membrane.